Molecule: messenger RNA, 11371 nt
Organism: Bemisia tabaci
Lineage: Eukaryota; Metazoa; Arthropoda; Insecta; Hemiptera; Aleyrodidae
Cellular component (GO): cytoskeleton
Molecular function (GO): structural constituent of cytoskeleton
Source: RefSeq, a predicted model, not a curated record
AGAGCAAUGCAAAAUACGUUGAAGCGGAGAAGUAGAAGUUGAGUUUGAAACCGCGGAUAAGUUUCAAACUUUCGUCCAUUAAGUAAUUUUCGUUUGUAAUCAGUAUCAAUUCGUUAAAUCCUAGUGAAAUCAGUGAAAGUUACUAAAAUUAAUAUGUUGUCAAAGGUGUAAGGUUAUAUCUUGGGAACUGUCGUCGCCUUGUUGUUGUGAAAAGAAUUGCUGAGUGGAUUCCAUCUCUCUUAUCUGGUUCAGACACAUCAUCAAAGUUUUCUGUUGCCCAAGAGAAGAGUUCAUUGAAGAACCAUAUGAUUAAUUGAGCUGCAGCAGGGCAAGAGUAUGGAUAAAAGUGCCACUUCAAGUCGAGGAGUAAGACAAAGUCUCAGCAGAAUUGACGAAGAAUCAGUGUGGGAGAGAUCAAUCAAUUCAUCUGGUUCGGAAGAGUUAGAGAGCUUCAGUCCUGAACCUGAGAAGACACCAGAAAAAGCAAAACAGAAAAUCCAGAGCCUUGAAGAGGUAGUCACUAAUGUCCAGUUAGAUUAUGAGACACUGAAAGAGUAUACUGUUUUGGAACGACAGGUUUUAAAUUCUGAGAAAUUAGCUGAUCUUUCACUAACCCAACCAGAUAUCUUAGCAAGCCUUUUUAAUCGCUCCUUAGCCAUGGACCAAAGUUGCAAGAGCUUCACUGCUCUGGAUACAGAUCCUGACGAGUGCACGUUAAGUCAAAGUAAUGCUGGUGAUUCUUCAGUGAAUAUUGAUUUUUGUCAAGAAGAGUUACAGAUAGUCGUGAAAAAUCUUAAAGUGGAGAAUGAAAAAUUAAAAACCGCUCUUGAAGAAAGGGAGAAAGCCUUAUUAAAUGAAAAAUUGCCCAGCACUGAAACAUCAGCUGUUGCCGAUCUACAGCUCCAAAUUGAAAAUCUAUCUCAACAGAACAAAGAAUACAAGGACCGUAUUGAAUCCUUGAUUCAGCUGAAACAAAACUGUACGGAUAAAAACUUGAAAGUUGAUGACCUGCUCCGUCAAAUCGAGCAGCUAAAAGAUGAAAAUGUUCGUCUGCGGCAAGAAGUGGAAUCUCAUCAACAGCUGGAAGAUUCAUCGGAGGAUUCCUCCAGUGAGGAGAAUUUCCGAGUACACCAGUUGCUAGAACGUCAAAAAAAUCUACAAAACCAAAGAGACACUCUAAAAAACGCAGAGGCAAGUCUGAAAGCAGAACUCGAAGCUGCCAAACAACAGAUUGAAGAACAGGACGCCACAUUGCAAAGGAUGAAAGUAGAGUUUCAGCUCCCAGAAAACUCAGAUGUUCUCAGCUCUUUACGAGAGUAUGUCAUUGGCUUGAGUAACUCAGGUAGCCGCGCUGAAAACAUUCCUUACAAAGUUGAAUUGCCUGAUGAAACACUGUCUUUGCUCAAGAGCCAAAUCGAAGACCUGACUCAGCAGCUGGAAGAUGCUAAGAAAUUAACUGUAGCACCUGCAAACCCCAAAUUGUUAACGAUUGGCUCUGAUAUGUCAAACAGUUUCGACGAUCGUUCUAUAGAAAAUCUUUUGGCUGAAAUUCAAUCAUAUAAUUCUGAAAUUGAGGGGCUAAAGUCAAACAUCCAAGAACUUGAAAUGAUGCUGGAAACUAAAAAUAACACCAUUUCUACCUUGGAGGAAAGUAUUAUUAACAAAGACUGUAUUAUUCAGCAGUUAGAGGAGAAAUCUGAUCAUUCUACAGAAAAUCUAUUGGCUAAAAUUAAUUCGUAUUGUUCUGAAAUUGAGGGGCUAAAAUCAAACGUUCAUGAACUGGAAGAAAUGCUCAAAACCAAAGAUACAACCAUUGUUACCUUGGAGGACACUAUUACCGACAAAGAUUGUAUCAUCCGGCAGUUAGAGUGUAAAACUAAUGUCUUGACUUCAUACAUGUCUUUUCUCACAAAACACAUCGAAAAUGUCACCAACAACAACAACAUGCUCUUUUUGCAACUGAAAGAAAAAUGCGACAGAGUUAUCCAGCUAGAGAACCACUUGCAAGGUGUCAAAAAGAAGUUUGGAAAAUUUGCUGAUCAGAAAGAUACUGAACUGGACAUUUCAAACUUUUUCUACAACUUAUUUGAUAUGGAAGAAGAUUCAUCUGAAAAUAAUACCUCUACAUCACUUCCAUCUGAGCCUCUAAACCAAAGUGUUGCCAACGUUCUCGCAACUCCCAAAUCCUUCUUAGAUUUCUCAAUGUGCCUUAAUAAUCUCUUCGCAACCAAUUCCGUAAGUAGCCGCUCAGUAGGUUUAGACUCAUGGUUGAAUGAGACCUCUAACUAUUUCCACCAGCUUUUUGAAUCUGUGCACCAUAAUGAUUCCACGGCUGAUGCAAUCCAAGAUAGAUCACUUGCCGAUGCCACCGACUAUUUCAUCCAUAAUCUCUUCAAGGCACCAAGCGCAAAAUUCCCUGAUGCAUCUUUGAAUGGUACAUGUGUUUCUGAUCAAACCUUUGAUACCUCUAAUUAUUGGUAUACUUUAUUUGAUUCUUUCCAAAGCAAAAUGAACAAGUCACAAAUUGACAAUAGCCAGCUAAACACUACUAAUAUGUUUGGUAAUCUGUUCAAAUCUCGCAACUCUUUAAGUAACUCUCUCAACGAAACUGCAAAAACUCCCAGCAAAAGCAAUCUCAGUCUCUUAUACCAUUCUCAAGCAAAGCAUGCAGAUCAGUCAUUGAAUUCAUCUGAUGCUGUCAACUUGUCAGUGUUCAAGAAUAUGAAUGAGCACCAAUUUAGCUUAAGUGAAAGCAUGGAAAAUCAGCUUUUAACCAGCUAUGAUGCCUCAUCAAGAGAAAAUUCAAAAGCUGAACUAAUGAAAUCGAAUAUCGUACAACCUGAGAUUGCCUUAUGCGAUGGCACAUUAAAUUCAUCUGCAAUGUUCAAUGGCAAUUACACUUGUUCAGAGGAUCCACUAAAGUCAUUCUGUGCCGACUCAACUCUCAUUGAAGGCUCCUCUGGUUUCCUGAGUGAAACACUGGCAACAGAAGAAAGUGAGUAUGAUCUUCUUAUGAGCCCUCAGUCUCUCCUGAAGAAGAUUGUGAAUUUGAAGAUUUUGCUGAAUCAGUUCGAGAAUGGCGUGGAGGAAAUUUCUGGGCGCAAGAUUGACAUCAGUAGCUCCUCUGACCCAUUUGUCUGUGCUUUUAAUGUUUUGAUGAAGAGCUAUCGGUCUGCCUAUGAUGUCUUGAAGAGUCUUAUUAAAUCUUUUAAUCUAGAUAACUUAGUACCAGAAGAGUUAGAAAUCCCUAUCCAGGAGCCAACAAACUUAACUUCGAAGUAUGAAGCUGUUGAAAAGAAACUCUACGACCUUUCUGUCGACCUGAAUGACGUCACAAGCCUAAUGUCUGGCCUAGAGGACCAGAUAAAUCUUGAAACAGUCGCAUCCAAAACAUUGACAGAGACAAUCAUUCAAAAAGAAUCUCAUCUUCAAGACCUGAAAAACUCAUCAGAAACAUCCCAUGAUGAGCCAGAAGUGCCAGACAACAUUUUAGCCUUGGAAAAAGAGUUAGUGGCUUUGAAAAGUACCCUUAGAGUCAAGGAAGAGAAAAUCAGAGAGCUCUCUUGCAAAAUGGAAGAACUGAAGGAUAAGAAUGUAUCUGAAGUUCAAAGAUGCUGUCAUGAUCUUCAAGCCAAAACUGUUCAUACCGAUGGCAUUUUAAAUGGCUUUGUUGAAGAAUUGGAAAAAAUUGAAAUUGAGACCACCUCCUGGAAGGAAAAAGUCUCCUUCCUGCUGAUGGAACUGAAUAUGCAGAAUUUGCUCCUAACUCAUUCACACAAGUUUGAAGAAAUAGAAAAACAAUUUACGAGCAUUGGCGGAGAUUUUACCGGCCCAAGCCCUAAUACUGUGCAAGAUAUCAAAGAGCUUCUUGUUCGUCUCCUUGAUAGAAAAGCAUACGCAGAAGAAACAUUGUUAGAUCUGCUAAGUGAGGUUGGGGUAUUGAAGUCUGUCAUGGAAUCUAAGGAAACUGGUUUAAUAAAUCAGCUACAAAAGCAAGAAGCAAAAAUCAAAGAACUUUCAGAGUGGAAAAUUGACCAAAUGCGGUCUAAAACUCAAGAUCUGGACCUUGAUUUAAGUGUCAAAGAAGAAUCCUUACAGAAUCUUCUGGAACAAAUUGGUGGCUUUAAUGAAGACAAAGAAUACUAUGAAACUGAAAUGAUUAAAUUCAUGAAGCAAAUUGAUUCCUUGACUGCAGACCUUGAAGACAAAGACGCUGAAAUGAGUUUCCUAAAAGAAGAUUGGCGCGUUAUGCUUGAAGAGACCAAGGAAAUACUCAAGCAGAAUAUGUUAGAAGUUAUCAUUGCAGAAAAAGUGUCUCAGGAGUCUCGCGUGGCAGUUUUGAUUUCCCAGUUGACCGCACUGCAGUCACAGGAAGAAAUGAAUUCACUUAAGCUGCAAGCUCUUGACGAGAAAGAGGCUAACCUUCUGGCUGUUGAAGAGCAGUUGACCAAUGAAAAGGCUUUAUGUGUCAAGUUGAAGUCGCAAGUUGAACAAUUGGAGGGUGACCUUGAAAGACGCUCGCAAGAACUUUCACAGGCUUUGCAAGAAAUUGAUGGUUUAAAGUCCGAAUUAGAAUGCACAGACACCAAGAUCAAGAACUUGCAGUCGGAGGUUGAUAACUUUGAGUCCCUGAAACAAUCAUUGUCUGAACUAAUGGAGAAGAAUUCAUUGCAUCAAGAGAAAAAUGCAGAUUUGUCAAAACAACUGGAAAUUAUGUUAGCGAACAAAAAUGGAAAUGAAACAAAAAUUGAAGAUCUUACCGAGAAGUUGAAAUUUUUGGAGGCAAAUGAAGCUGAGAAUAUAAGGAAGAUUGCUGGUCUUUCUGAAAAGUUAAGCUCCUCUGAGGCAGAAGCGCUUUACAGCAAGAAGCAAGCAGAAAAUUUGGAGGAAGAAUUGAGUGUUUUGAAAGAAAGUAAAGCUCUGUUUGAAUUGAAAGUUACUGGUCUAGAAAAAGAGUUGGCCUUUUUGAAAGAAAAAGAAGGAAAAGGUGUCUUGGAACUGUCAGAUUUAAUGGAAGAGCUUAACACUCUAAAAUUAGAAAAAUCCCAGAUCAAACAAGAAAAUAAUGAACUAGCUGAAAAAUUGGAAAUUUUGAGAGUGAAUGAAGCUGACAUCCAGCAAAAAGUUAUAAAGCUCGAAGAGACGUUAAAAAUUUCUGAAACAAAUGAAGCUGAAAGUAAAGUGAAAAUCGUGGAGCUAGAAUUAGAGGUAACCACUCUGAAAUCAAACGGAGAGGAAAUAAAGCAACAAAUUAUAGAUCUCAACGAAGAAUUGAGUGCAUCAAAAAUGAAAGAAGCCGAGGUCGAACAGGAAAAUGUCAACCUAGUUGAAGAAUUGAAAGUGUUGAAAGACAGUGAUGGCCAGAGCAAACUGCAAAUCGCAAACUUAGAGGAAGAAUUGAGCAUUUUGAGAGCAAGUGAAGCGGAAAAUAUUUCGAAAAUCUUACUUUUAGAAUCAGAGUUAUCUGCUCUGAAAGUAGAUAAAACUGAAAGCGGAAGGCAAAUUGCUGAAUUAACUGAAGAGCUAAACACUAUGAGAAACCUCGCUCAAAGCAAUUCCGGAGUUGCAGAUAUAGUUGAAGAGCUAAACACUCUCAAGAAAGACAAUGAGCAAUUAAAUGAAACCCGCUUGGAACAACUUGAAAAGAUGCAGGCACAACUUGUUAAAGUGGAAGAACAGCUCAAUGACAAGGUGUCAAUUGCAGCAGAGCUAGAGUCCAAAUUGCAAAGCAUAGAGGCGGACAGAAAGCAGUUUGAGGAUAGAGUCAACCAAAUGAUGGAAGAAACAGACAAGCUGAAGGAAGAGUCCAAGAUUCUAGCCAAUUUAACAGAGGAUAAUAGCGUCAAAGAGCAGUGCAUUAAAGAUCUGACGAGCCAACUUGAAGCGCAGAAAGAGGCAGCAGAGGAAAGACUGGAAGAGGUAUGCUUGAAGCUGAAUGAAACUGAAUCAGAAUUAGAAGAGAAGCAAAUGGCCUUGGACAGUAUUCAAAAGAAGUAUGAAGCUUGCACCGCCGAGAAGGCUCACUUGGAGAAAGAGUUGAAGGCUCUGCAAGAAGUGUCAUCAACUCUUGCUGCAGUGAAAAGCGACCUAGCCAAACUGACCGAAGACAAUGCAGCCAAAGACAAGCGCAUUGAAGAGGCAUUAAGUCAAUUACGCAACUUUGAAAUUGAGAAAAAGCAGAAUGUCCAUUUACCGGAGGUAAUGGAACAGACAGAGUUAAAGCUCGCCAAAACGGAACUUGAAUUGAAGGAAAAGGAACAACUUGUAUCAGAUUUAGAGGAGGACAAAAAAUACCUUGAAGAGGCCUUGAUGAAGUUGAUGAAAGAAGUUGACAAUUUGAAGGCACAAUCAGAUUCCAGUAAGCAACGAGAAGAAGGAAAGUCUGCAGAAGAAAAUAAUGAGUGCACGGAAACUGACAAAGAUGAAAAAUUAUCAGGACAUCUGUCUGCCCUUCACAUGAAAUUGGACGAUGAGGAAGAGCUAAUUUCACACUUGAAAGAUAAGCUCAAUAAAUUAUCUGUUGAGAAGAGUGAAAAAGAAGCUGAAAUAUCAAUGCUUUUAGAGAAAUUGGAUAACUAUCAGGCCAAAGUUGAAAACCAGCUUAACGAAAUCGACAGACUAACAAAGGCCACUCUUGAUCAGCAAUGCCAAACCCAACAAAACGGGCCUCUGUCAAUAACAGUCCUCAGCGAAGACAUUUCCUCUAAGCAUGAUGAUGAGAUUAAAAGGUUACUUCAAGAGAUCUCUGCUCUAUCUGAAGCUAACACCAAACUUAAAGUUGAGCAAGCUGUGCUCAUUGAGGAGAAAUCAGACGAGAUGAAAAAUCUAGAAAAAAUAAUUUCAGAUAAAACUGAAGAACUCGCUCAAGUCUUGUCUGAAGUGGAGGCCAGUAAACAACUUUCAACAGAGUCUAAAGUUGAGGUAGAAAAAAUUAAGAUGGAAAAUAAUGAAGCCUUAGAAAAGAUGGUCAUGCAAGUCAAGGAACUCACAGAAUCGGUUCAUGAGAAAUCUGCUGUAAUUGAAAGCCUGAAAAGUGAAGUUGAUUGCCUAACACAAAAAUUGAGAUCUUUAGAGACAGACUUCAGCGUCAAAACGGAGGAAGCCUCAAAGUUACAAGAAGAACUCGAAGGAAAGUCAGUGGAAAUGCAUUCAUUAGAAAAAGAAGUAACUGAAAUGAAAGAAAGUCUUGCUAAUCUUGAAAAUGCAGAAAAUCAGUCAGAGAAACUAAAAUUGGAAGUGAAGACAAAUGAAGAGAUGGUAGAAGUGUUCAAGAAUAAAAUGCAUGCACUUGAAGAAGAGAUUCGGUUUAGAAAAUCUGAAGAGGAAACCUGGACGCAAAAAUUCGCUGUGCUUCAUGAAGACAUAGACAACAAAGUGGUAGAAAUUGAAAAGUUGAAAAAAGAGGUCGACCAGCUGAGUCAAUCCAAAAAUGCAUCCAUCUCAAACCAGGAAAGUAAGCCACACCCAUUUGAGUCCCCAGUAAAAAAUUCCGACGAAUUAAAAGAAAUACUGGCUGCCAAACAACAGCUUAUCAAAGAGAUCCAGUCACUGAAACCUGAGUACCAAGCGGACAAAAUCCCUGUCCCUUGUCUAGUCCAGGAGCUGAUGACCACUAUCAUGGAAAAACAGAGAGAAAUCUUCACUCCAAUCCUAAAUGAAUCCGAAACAUUGAAAAAAGAGAAUCAAUACUUCAAAUCGAAGGAAAAUGACACCAAAAAAUGGAUUGAUGAUUUGGAGCAGGAGAACACGAAACUUCAAACUUCUCUUAAACAGAAGGAGGUGGAAAUAUCUGUAGCUAGUGAGAAGUUGUCCAUUCUGACCCAAAAACUGGAAAAUGAAUCAGACGUAGUAGCAACUCUUCAGUCACAGCUGGAUUCUAAAGUUGAAGGCAUUGCAGCAUUAGAGCUGCAAGUAGUUGAGCUGAAAGAAAUGACUUCAACCCAACAAACAGAAGCUGAGUUGAAAUUACAAGAUAGUGAGAUCAAUAAAUUGAACUCAGAAUGCAAUGAUCUGCGUUGCAAAUUACUCAAAGAAGAAGAUACUGUUGUCUCUCUACGGAAAUUAAUUGAAGAAAGAACCAUGAAGCUUACAGAAUUGAAUGACGAGUAUGUAAAACUAAAGGGAGAACUAGCCGAAGUUCAACUCAAUAAUGAGUCUUUGAACAAAAUCAUUACAUGUAAAGAUGAUGAAAUCAGCGUUCUCAAAGAAAAAUUAGAGCAGAACAUCCUCAACAUCGGUGAGGCCAAUGAGGUAAAAGAUAAAUAUAACCUCUUGGUCAAAUCAAAAGAUGCUUUAUUGGCAGAAGUUGCAGCCUUGCAACAAGAAAUUAAUGAUAAAACGGAGCAAAACUCGUUGUUGGCUGAUCGAUUGACCAAAAAAGAAGAAGAAGUUUCUAAUUUGAUCAAAACUACAGAAGAGAAGACAUCUCAGAUUGCCAGCUUGACAUGUGCCAUUGAUGAUAAAAAAUCUAUCAUCGAUCAGCUGGAAGCAUCGCUAGAACAAGAACGCUCUAAAAUGAACAUCCAGAAGGAUAGUAAUGCUGAGUCUGAAAAAAUCAAAUCAUUAAAUACUGAAAUCAAGAGUUUAAAGGAUGCCCUGAGCAAGCACAAGUUGGAUCAGGAAGCCUCUAAAGGUGAGAUGAACAAACUUAAACAGCAAGUAAACUCACUGUUGGAAGAGAUCAAGUUAAUGGAAUCAAAACUCCAGAUUGAAAAGAACCGCACUGCGAUCCAAGUCUCAGAGGUGAAGGUCCUUGAAGAAGAGAAGAAAAAAAUCUUGACGAGUUUGCAACAGCUCCAGGAAGAGAAAACUUCACUAGCAAACCGCCUUGAAAAACUACAGACAAGCUUCGAAACCUCCAUCUGUUCCCCCUCUUCAGAAUCCAAAAAAGCUGACCCCACUUCAACGCCCAUCAUGUUCAAGCGUAGCAAGCAAUGCGAGAAACUGAACCGUAAAAAUGCUUCCCUCGAAAAAAAAAUGGAAAAUCUCAUGGAAAAAGAGGGCAAGCUCAAGGAGGUGGAAGAGUCUCUGAGGGCUCUGCUACCCUCACAGAGUCCUAGCACACUUCCUGCCAUGGUGUCCCUGCUGAAACAGAAACUAGAAGGAGCUGACGGAAGUGCAGCCCGUGUGUCAAGAGAGCUGUUGGAAAAGGACAAAAAAAUUGAAGAGCUGGCAAAAAUUAUCGAUCACAACAAAGAGAAGAUGACUGCUCUUAAUGCAGCGCUAAAAGAAAGUGAAGACAAGCGGAAAACGUUGGAUGAGGAAUGCGUGCUGACGUGGCAACAGUGUGUCUCACUCGAAAAAGACUAUGCUGAGGCCUUGCGGCGCGAAGGUGAGCUCAAACGCAAACUGCAUGAAUCGACAACUAUUUCAGAGUCUGUUCUGGCCGAGGGCGACAUGGCAAAACUGAAAGAUGAGAAAAACGCUCUUAUGAAGGAGAACCAAGAGUUGGUCGGGCAGCUGCGUAGUGUAAAGAAUGAGAAGCGGCAGAUGGUGCAAGACUUUUACAGGGCAAAGGCAAAAGUCAAGGAGUCAGAGGCAGAAUUAGUACAGCUGCGGAGCCAAGUUGAAGCGCUAGAAAAAGAGAACCAUGCACUGGACGCCAAGAAUAGCAGCCUGAAGGCACAUCUUAUCCAGGUUACUGAUGAAAAGGAAAACUUGAGCACCAACUUGAAUGUGCUUCUCUGCAAGUAUGAUAAGCUGGAGACCGACAAAAAUACAGCCACUGAUGAUCAGCUGUCAAACCUGAAGAGUCAAAUCCAGAAAUUGAAAACUGAACUAGCUGACAAGACUGCAAAAAUCACAAUGCUGGAACUGCAAAUCCAGAGUGAAAACUUCCCAUACCGUGGCAAAGUUGCUGAAUUGGAAACAAAUCUUGCCAGCUACAAGAAGAAGUGCGAGGAUCUUCGAUCCCAGCUGAGACGGUACCAGGCAUCCAUUCAAGAGUCAACACUGCACGAAUGCCCUCAGUGUGUCUCACGGCGAACCAAGACCAAGUCGGAGAUCGGAGUCCAGACAAUGGCCACUUUACAACUAGAUGGUGAAAUGAGCUCCAUCGUUCAGAACAAUGCCGAGGCUGUAAUGAAGGAUCGUGUAAAAAAACUGGAAAGAGAACAUGAAACUAUGAAACGGCUGUGUCGUAUGCGAGCUAGCAAAAUUUCAACUCUAGAACAAUACAUCAAGCAGAACAACUUGCCUGUUCCGGACAGCAAAGAGAAUCCUGAAUCAGCAUCUGCGCGAGCAGCAAAAACAGUAGAGAAAGAAUCAAGCUUCUCUUCAAGGCGAGUCUUGACGGAAAUUCCAGGAGCAAACUUAAAAUUUUAAGACAUCGUUGAAAGUUUCGGCAGAGCUUGGAGACAGAAGAAAUGUUUUCUCAUCAUCACUCCAACCAAUAGAUUAGUUAUGCAUUGAAAGUGUUCGCUUUUAACUUUGUCACGUCCAUCUGAUCAUCAUAGGCUUUUUCUUGAACAUUCAUCAAUGAAUGUCGCGGAUCUACCUGUAAAAUUAUCUUGUUUCCUUAUGUAUAGUUCAUCAUCAGCAGUUUUCACUAACUUGCUUCUUAAUAUUCCUUCUCUCUUUCUUUAAAGUGUCUUAUGUUUCUUCUUAAUGCUCAAUUCUUCUGCCCACCUACUAUUUUGAUGCAUUAUAGUCUCUCACCCAGUGAUCUUAGUAAUGUACCUUAUCUCAAAUAUAAUUUUAAUAUUCCCUAGGUUUAUUUUUCAUUUGCAUCCUCCUAUCUAGGAGACCAUUUUUAAUGUGAUGUCUUGUGAAAUGCUUGCUGUAAAUAAUCGUUUAUUUUUAUACUUUUUAUACUAAUAUUUAUGUGUAAUAUUUAAAGUACUAUUUUUUACUGUGAUUAGGAUCCCAUCAACGCUCUAUACAAGUAUCAUUAGUCAGAUUUGUGAAGUUCCAAAACUUCUGAAACAUGAUUGUAUUAAAGUUUAAGCAUUUUCUACUCAUUUUUAAUAAAUUUGUGUUCAACUUGAGAAGACUCUUUAAUUACAAGCUGUGUUUUCAGAUUGUCAGAAUUAUUUUACUUCGUAAUUACAUUUUUAUCUGCAAGUAAAUACUUAGUUGCUGAGCUUGUACUCAAUUUAUCAACUGAAGACUCGCAUAAAGGUCCACAGUUUAGAUGAAAAUUUUGACCGAGGAGCUUGCCUUUUGAAAGCGGGUUUUACGAUGAAAUCAAAUAAUUUUUCAAAGAACAGCUUGUUGUUCACUUUAUUGAAAUAAUCGGAUUUUUGUCUUGUGUGUCAUAUUUUGAAACAUGAUCCAUUUUUAUCAUGGUGGCAAGACUCCUCUAACUGAAAUUUCUAUGAAAAUAUUGUAUGCACCAUGUACAAAAUAAGUAAUUGAAGAGCUCACACUUUAA